UUGAUCUUGAAUGCAAGACCUGAUCAUGAUGCUUGCAGUGUCUGUAGCAAAUAAAAACUUCACCGGAGCAACAAGCCGCAAGACCGUCUCUAAAAUUGUGUUGUAUUUGAGACAGUUAAAGCCACUUGACGCUGUGCAGACAUCAUUUAAGGGAAAAUCAUGGUUGAUCUUCACAGUCUUCCUCAAGACUUCUGGCCAAGGAAUAGUCUUCGCAACAAUGGACCUGUUCAACUGCUCAUGGAACGAAUGUACUUGAGAGAGCUGGCUGAGGGCUGGCCUUGCUACCGAGACGCCUGUGAAUGGGACAACUUCGCCUCGAUAUUCCAUGAUGACGCCCAUGUAUAUACGACUUGGUCUGGUCGCGUUCACUUUCACGACUUUAUCGAAGCAUCCAAAGCUGGAAUAGACAAAGGUGCUUUCAUUAUGCAUCGUUGCCAUGGUCUCACAACAGACAUCAACCCUGAAGGGACUCGCGCGGUGACCAAGAUGAAAGCGACUAUCACACAGCGGUUUGUGCUAGAUGGCGCUGAAUUGGAUGUAGAGUGUGAUUGUCGCUUCUGUUUCUUCUUUGAGAAGGCUGACGGGCGAUGGGGAGCCAGAUUCGUAAGACACUGGUACGAGAAAGACAAGUUGAUUCCAUGCAAUCCAGCCAAGAUUCCAAAUGUCGACGAGGAAAAAUUGAAGACUUAUCCAGAUGGGUAUAAGUUCCUAGCAUAUUUCCAGGAAGCGAUUAUGGGAGCUAAGGUGCUGCCCGAUAUGCCAGGACAUCGACGGCACGCAGGUACGCCCAAUGGCGACAAGCAUGAUCUUUUGUAUCUCCAAGCUAAGGAGUGGCUUGAAGGAAAGAAUCUGAUUUUUUAGACGGGCCUUCCAAAAUUUAUAGAAUGAACUGCUGGGUUCGAAACCAUAGCGUGGUAUUUUGCACGGUUCAUUGAGCAGAGCUUCGGCGCGAAACAAAAUUCAGCCCGAUUGCAGGUCUGAAUAUACCUAAUGACUAUUGAGCCACGAAAGAUUGCUAUAUCUAGACAGUCUCUGGUAAAGAGUUUGAAAUG
Molecule: messenger RNA, 1052 nt
Organism: Verruconis gallopava
Lineage: Eukaryota; Fungi; Ascomycota; Dothideomycetes; Venturiales; Sympoventuriaceae
Product: pep2-like protein
Exons: 2
Coding region: 160-861 (233 amino acids)
Source: RefSeq, a predicted model, not a curated record